Molecule: messenger RNA, 3392 nt
Organism: Ostrinia nubilalis (European corn borer)
Lineage: Eukaryota; Metazoa; Arthropoda; Insecta; Lepidoptera; Crambidae
Gene: Mms19
Product: MMS19 nucleotide excision repair protein homolog
Exons: 7
Coding region: 225-3146 (973 amino acids)
Biological process (GO): iron-sulfur cluster assembly
Cellular component (GO): cytosolic [4Fe-4S] assembly targeting complex
Source: RefSeq, a predicted model, not a curated record
AAUAACGAUUGUGUAGUGAACAAGUGCCUGUACCAUAACUGUCAGAUUAUUAAAAAAAAACAGCAUAACCUCAAAAACUGGUGUAAUUUCACAAAACAUUUUUUCUAUUUUAUUUACCCUAACUAGCUAAAAUAAACCUAGCAUCCACAUAAUUACAUAAUUCGAAACGUAACAUGUAAAUAAAUCAGUCAAUAAUAGAGUAGAAUAACUUUUCUUUCUGCAAAAUGAGUUCUUCAUGGCUUACACCAAGUUUAGCUGAAGAAAUUAUUAAAAACAAUGAUAUAUUCAAAGAAACGCACAGCAUAAUAUCAGACAUCAUGUCUGGGCGCCUCGAUGUUGUGCAGCUAGUUGAGAACAUGGGUGGAGCCCUAACUAACAAAGAACCCGAAAAUCGGGAGAAAGGGAUGAGAUUUUUUACAAAAAUUCUCAAAGAACUUCCGCAUGAUUUCUUAACGGAGACGCAGAUAAAUUUCAUAUCCAAGUUUUAUGUUGACCGACUGAAAGACAACCACAGAGUAAUUCCAGUUGUUUUAGAAGGUUAUUUGGCAAUAGUCAACAUGGCACAUUACAAUAUCAACAAUAGUGGGGAGUUUUUUACUGUUCUGUUCAGAGAAGUACCCUGCCAGUCACAAGUUAGACAAGACAGAUAUAAUAUUUACUGCAUAACACAGAAUUUAAUGGAUAAAAACAUAGAAUAUAUAAAAUCAUUGGGUCCAGAUUUUGUAUAUGGUGUCAUAUCUGCGAUGGACGGAGAAAGAGAUCCACGCAAUUUGCUGUUCCUUUUCAGUUUCCUAUUUACAUUUUUAAAAGAAGUACCUUUAGGUCAUUUAGUAGACGAAAUGUUCGAAGUUAUAUCUUGUUACUACCCCAUUGACUUUCAUCCUGCACCGGACGAUCCGGCCCCAGUGACGAGACAAGAUUUGGCAAAUGCAUUAUGUCCUUGUCUCUGUGCUGUACCUGAAUUUGGAGAACAAUGCUUAGUUUUGCUCGUUGAAAAACUGGAUUCAAGCUUACGAUUAGCUAAAAUUGAUUCGUUAAGACUAUUAAAUGAGAGCUGUAAAACAUUCAAAGUAGAAACUUAUGGGCCGUUCCUAAAAACACUAUGGGCUUCCAUACACAGAGAGAUAACUCACAAAACAGAUGAAGAACUCAAGAUGGUUGCUCAUGAGACAUUGUCAGCAUUAACUUCUAAAUUAGCCACUGCAUCCAACACAGACCAGGGUUUUGAAAACUUUCUCAAAGGCAUACUGAUUUCAAUGCAAACAGCAAUAGCAGAAUCAACCACUGUUGCCCAGUUUGUUCAAGCAACCAAGGUGUUGCUGACAACAGCAAACGCAUCAAAAGAAUCUUGCGUUAUCGUUAAUAAGUCCAUGAUACCUGCUAUAGUGGCAUAUUAUGGUUUCAAAACGACACCCAAACUGCAAAUCGCCAGCCUAGAUUUCCUUGCCGAUUUGUAUGGAUUGGCUGUGCAUUGGGAAGUUUUAGAUCAAGUGGAAUCGGAGGUCAAUGAGAUCCCGCGUCUGUGCCUAACUGCUGUGAGUCAGCCAUCAAAAGAAUACCAGAUUGCAGGGUUCAAAACUUUAAUCAGAGUCCGGAAUGCGUUACAAAGUGACCUUGUUUUGCCAUUUGUUGAAGUUCUAAUACACAACAUACAACAUUCACAAGACAAGGACUUGCUGAGUGUUAGUGUUGAAACUGUCCAUGCAAUUGCUAGAAAAUAUCCCGAAAAUAUUAUGUGUUUAGUCAUAAAAGGGAAGUGCGAUUUGGAGAAUCUGACCCAAGAUAAAGUCGCGUUGGAAAAGCGUUUGAAUUUGAUGUCCAACUUGGCCAGUAUAGAUGAUUUUACGAAGAUAAUCAUUGAGGAAAUGUUAAAGGUCAUUGUUACUAAAGAUACGGAAGCAUUUAAAGUUGUAGAGGCUAUGAAUGAAUCAAUGUCCAAUGCUAGUCUAUAUUCUAAUGAGAAAUUAUCUGAAAUCGAGAGUGAUCAUGGUCUUAUUGAUUCUAUAUUAUCUUGGGUCACUUCAGAACUGCAUACAGGAUCACAAGAGGCUUUGUCACACGGUUUUAUGUUAAUAGCUAAUACAAUAAGUAGUUUACCAGAAGAGAAACAGCAGAAAAUAUUGUCAAAGCACACAGAGAAUAUUCUGGAAAAGUUUAAGAGUGAUGAGGCCAAUUUUCACUUGGUACACUGCCUGUAUAGUUCUGUUCAUCAGAGUGUGUACAAUUCUAGUUUCGAGGACAUAAUGACGAUGGCACUAACUCAAUCGUUAGAUAGUAACGAUGAUAUUAUUCGGAAUAAAGCUUGUGUGAUAGUGGCACAUUUCUUGAAUAAGGCUGAGUAUGGUCAGAAGUUCGAACUUUUGUAUGAACUGUUGAAGAAUUUUCUUUCUAAAGGUAACAGGGAACAAGCUUUAUCAUCAAGACUAAUAGUUUUGUAUGGAUGGAUAACAAAGGCUUUAAUUAUGAGAGGAAAUGAACUGUUUACAUUUUGGCUGCAAAAGAUCAUGACUACUCUAUCAUCACCAGAAUUCAGUCAAUACGGCUGCGAAGCUAUCCAACUGAUCAUGACUGACUACCCCGAUUACCUGAACAGAAAACAGCAUUGUAGAUCUGGUUUGUUAUACAAGCAAAGGUUUUACCAGAACUUCAAAUCACUAACCAGUACAGUCGGGCCAGUGGAUGAUGAGACAAAGCAAUAUUAUCUGCUGAGUUGGGCGUAUGUACUUGAAAAGGUGCCGAAGACUGUACUUAAUAGUGAUGUUGGACAGAUUGCACCAUUAAUAGUAGAGUCCUUAAAUUACGACAAUAAAGAUUUGCUGCAAGUGAUGCUAGAUAUUCUGUGCCAUUUUGUGCAAGACAAACACGAUGUUGUGGCGCUUAGCUUACAGACUAUUUUACCGCGAUUGGUGAAUUUAUCGAAAUACGUCAAAUCUAUGGAUGUUCGGAUAAAAAGUCUACAAUGUCUCUACGAAAUCGCAAACUCAUACCGCACCAUGAUACUUCUUCCUCACAAGCAAGACAUUUUAUUGGAUUUAGCGCCAUCUCUCGACGACAAGAAGCGAUUGGUUCGCAAUAUGGCCGUCAAAGCUAGAACGAGAUGGUUCUUAGUUGGCUCCCCAGGAGAAAAUAAGGAGAAGGAAAACUGAUACCAAUCAAAAUCGUUAGUGAAAUCUGGAAGAAUAAUUCAACCAUUUCUAUUGCACAAAUGAGAUAAUAAUAUGUUUAUUUAACGCCAUCUAUUGGCGACAAUAACUUGCAACUGCGACAAAAUGGACACGUUACAUUUUGCUACCAAAUUGUUAUGCCUAAAUUCAAAGCAGCUCCAGCUAUAUUCGUAGGGUAAAUAAACUAAAAAAAUAUAUUUUACAAGCAUCAAUGGAUUGAAAAAUUUU